UUGCCUAAAUGUCCAGUGUCAGCCUACGAAGCAUUCCAAAAGACAAAUCUGUGUUUGCAAAUAACAGGCGGAGCUCAGCAGGAGAAAGCGUCAUCCGGUCAAUGAUGUCAUUCAAACUGAAACUACAGGUUAUUCUGCUGUCUGUGGCGACGGCUGGUUUGUUUUUGGUGGCACAUUUCAGUGACUUGUCUCAACUUCAAUUCCAAGACCUGUGUGCCUGUGACACCUGCAUGUCUGAAAACAGAGGGUUGCUUAGUGGUCGUCUGAACCGUUCUGUUGAACUGGUUUUGUCUUCAAAAACAAACCUCUCAGAGGAAGCUUUCAGGUGGUGGAAGCAUUUGAUGAAUGAACAGCGGGACUUAGAGUUCUUUAAAAAAACGGUCCAUAAGCUCUUUAAGAUCUUCCCCCACACACCCAAGCUUAGAAAACAGAGCCCUGACACCUGCAGGACUUGUGCAGUUGUCGGAAAUUCUGCAAAUUUGAAAGGCUCACAUUAUGGACCUCUGAUAGAUUACCAAGAUGUCGUUAUAAGAAUGAACUUUGCUAAAACAAAAGGCUAUGAGGAAGAUGUCGGGAACAAAACGACUUAUCAUGUCAUGUACCCAGAGAGCGCCAUGGAUUUACACAACUCCACUCAUCUCGUCUUCUUUCCGUUCAAGAUUAUGGAUCUUGAAUGGCUCAUCAAGGCUUUUACGACAGGAUACUAUAGAAUUUAUUACAUGCCCUUAAAGACCAGAAUUAGAGCCAACAAAGAUUUGGUGAUGGUGAUCAACCCAGCAUUCAUGAAGUAUUCUCAUGAGAUCUGGCUGGAGAAUGAAGGAGCGUAUCCAUCCACCGGCUUCAUGACUUUAAUUUUCGCCCUACAUAUUUGUGAUGAGGUCCAUGUCUUUGGCUUUGGAGCAGACAGCGACGGAAACUGGAGCCAUUACUUUGAAGUGUUGACCAAGAAGGAUUUGAAAACUGGAGAGCACCCUGGAGAUCGUGAAUAUGACAUCAUACAGAAACUAGCUGAAGAGAAAACUGUGAAAUUUUACAAAGGGUCAUGAUAGUGCCCUUAUUUCAUACAAACAAUAAUGAAUAUAAAAUAUGUGGGAUUACCUGAACUAUAGUGCAUAUUUUGCCAUUAUUAAUCCUGUGUUAUUUUUAUUGCUACGUUUUACUGAACAAAAGUCCAGCUAGCUGCUGAUUAAUGAUGGGUUGACAUUCAAGGCCAUCUCUAAUGUUUCAAAAGUCACAAAAACUUUUGGAAUGUUUAACUUUCCAAAAGUCACACAGAAGGUAUUUUUUGGUAUAACACAAAUAUUUGUAUUAAUUUAAUCAUUUUUGUGGUAGUGUGCAACAUAUUCCUAAUCCUAGUCUGCUUUCUGCGUUGUCAUGACAUUUUAUUGUAUAUUUCAUUUUUUUCUUUUUAAUUUAUGUUUUAAUCACUCUAGAACCUGGAAUAUCAUAUCUGUACUUCGCUAACCACUAGGGGGCGCCAGAGGACCACCAGGUCCGGGUACCACAGUUUGAGAAAGACUGAUCUAGAACCUGCUUUUAACACUAAAAUCUUAAUCGCUCAUGAAUAAAAUCUUGUAAGUAGUUGUCUUUUUUUUAAAAUCAACAUUUAAUUCCUUAUUUCCAAAAAAAAGUAAGAAACUAUUACCAAGUGUUAACUAACAAAAUGGUAAGCUGCGAACAAUUCAACUUGGACUGAGUACCAGUUCACAGAACAAAUGGAAGGCAUCCGAGUUAUAUUUGGCAGACUGGCUUUUCUUGUCCGUGCAAAAAUAAAUAUAGUGUUUCUGUUUUUGUUUGUCAUGAGUUCUGAGGUUUCAAAACGGUUCAGCCGGAUUAUGUCCUGGGUAGAUUUUUUUGCUUGCAUAGCCACUUUUAACUCAGACCUUUUCUCCAGAAACAUGUUAACAUGUGUGUGCAUGAAAUACCAAUAAUACACAUUCAUCCCUUGGA
Molecule: messenger RNA, 1950 nt
Organism: Poecilia reticulata (guppy)
Lineage: Eukaryota; Metazoa; Chordata; Actinopteri; Cyprinodontiformes; Poeciliidae
Product: CMP-N-acetylneuraminate-beta-galactosamide-alpha-2,3-sialyltransferase 1-like
Biological process (GO): sialylation
Cellular component (GO): membrane
Molecular function (GO): beta-galactoside (CMP) alpha-2,3-sialyltransferase activity
Source: RefSeq, a predicted model, not a curated record